Molecule: messenger RNA, 1083 nt
Organism: Penaeus vannamei (Pacific white shrimp)
Lineage: Eukaryota; Metazoa; Arthropoda; Malacostraca; Decapoda; Penaeidae
Source: RefSeq, a predicted model, not a curated record
AUGGCAACGGUAACGAAGAACGGCACGGCAACGGAAGGUCACUGGGAGGAGCUAGGACUCAGCAGUAGGUAUAUAAAGCCACCCGCAAAUCUCCCUCUUGCAUCACACUUUAGUUUUCCAUUCUGUUGCAGUUCACGUCCCUGGCAAGCAAUGAAGACUAUUGUCUUUUCAGCUAUCGUCUGCGUUGUUGUGGCAGACAGUCGCUACGGAUCCAACGGGAAUGGAAACGGCUUCGGAGCGCCUCGUCCUCCCACCAACGGCUAUGCGCCCCCAAGCAACACCUAUGGCACGCCCAACGGCGGCUACGGAGUAGACCCUGAGAUCGCCGCUUUGGCCGAGAACAUUCCAGGGGGCGGCGUCCCCGGCGAGGACUACCCCAUCUUGGCUUCCGUGCCCGACACCGGAUUCUCCUGCGAUGCCCAGGCGGUGCAAGGUUAUUACGCCGACACUGAAGCCGGCUGCCAGGUGUUCCAUAUCUGCCAGGACCGCGCCCUCAGGCGCCAACAGGACUCCUUCCUGUGCCCCAACGGUACCAUCUUCAACCAGCAGUACCUGGUAUGUGACUGGUGGUUCAACGUGGACUGUUCUCAAGCUGAGAGCUUCUACUCCGUCAACGAGCUCAUUGGAGUCGUUCCCAAUGCUGGCUAUGCUUAUGCUGCCGCCACCAACGGCCUCUCCCUUAAUGGCAAUGGAAGAAAUGGCAACGGUAACGUAAGAAACGGCAACGGAGGAAACAACGGCAACCAAUAUGGUGCUCCAGCACCUCCUUCCAACUCUUACGUGUAUCUCGGAGCUCCCUGGUUCCUGCCGGUGGUGCAGCGCCGCCCUUCCAAGCUGCCCAUUUCAGGGACGUUCCCCGACUAUUGCAGUGUUCCCCCUCGAUCGAUCGAAUCAUGUGCCUUCGGACUUCUUGUGAUAUCCUACGCCCUUCCGGGGGUGUCUUUUCGGCCCUUUUGCUUCCCUACCCAAACGGAUGCUCCAGUGGCACCCAUUCCGUUCUGCCAGUGGCACUCAUCCCCUUUGGGCUCAUUCGAUGAUAUCUAUUAUCUUAUAUCAGAUGCCAAAAGAUGCCCGGCUGAGUAG